Carica papaya (papaya) is the source of this 1403-nucleotide messenger RNA. RefSeq names its product Sugar isomerase (SIS) family protein. NCBI's taxonomy places the organism in Eukaryota, Viridiplantae, Streptophyta, Magnoliopsida, Brassicales, Caricaceae. The record is from RefSeq and is a predicted model, not a curated record. Gene Ontology annotation, biological process: carbohydrate derivative metabolic process. Gene Ontology annotation, molecular function: isomerase activity; carbohydrate derivative binding.
AACUUCCCGGAAGUUGGAAAUAUAUUUGUUUGGAUUUCGCGAGUUUUGGAAUGGAGUGGGACCUAUACAUACAUUUUUUACUUUAAUUUAUACAUUCUAUCUUAGUAUAAGAAGUUCGAUGUUACAGUUUCUGCUGCCAUUAUCUAGAUAAAGAUGGGAGUUAAGUGGGAAUCAUUACCAAAUGGCCACCAAAACCUCAUCCAUGUCAACUCUAGCCACCCAGAUAUGCGAACACAUAGCUUCCGUCUUCUACAAACCAACUCACCCUUACCCACCGCCCUUAGACCUCAUGGUUACUGAGCUCGUCACCACGGCAUCCCAAAACGGCCGUGUUUUCCUCUACGGAGUGGGCCGGGAGGGACUCAUGCUCAAAGCCCUGUGCAUGCGCCUGGCUCACCUAGGCCUUUCCGCCCAUUUCGUCCUCGACGUGACAACUCCUCCCAUCACCGCGGCCGACCUCCUUGUCGCUUCUGCUGGGCCCGGUGGAUUUGCGACCGUCGACGCGAUAUGCUCUCUGGCUAGAUCAAAUGGCGCCAGAGUGUUGCUACUGACUGCACGGCCCGAGGAAGGAACGUGCAUGAAGCACGCUAACGCCGUAUGUUACGUGGCGGCGCAAACGAUGGCGGACGAUGAGGAUGUGGGUGGGGAGGAAAGUAGAAGGCGGUUGCUUCCGAUGGGAAGUUUGUAUGAAGGGGCGAUGUUUGUGCUGUUUGAGAUGGUGGUGUACAGAUUGGGUGAGGCUCUGGGUGAAAGCCCUGAAGCGGUUCGGUCUCGCCAUACCAAUCUUGAAUGAGUAAGAAAAAGCCAAAGCUAAGGGUAUAUUUCCAUGUUUUCCGUUUCAAUAAAAGUUUCAAUAAGAGUUUUCUCAGGGAAUUAAUGUGGAAAUUUAGUCGGGAGUGGUUUUUCAAUUCACUGUUUCUGCACACUUAGAGGGUGUUUGAUAAAAAAUUCUCAAAAUUAUUUUCCCAGCAAUUUUAUUUUUGUUUGGUUCUAUUUUGUCUUUUACUUUUUAACGUUGGUUGACACUAGCCAACACUGAAUCAUGGUGGAGUAAAUAUUGCACAGCCAUCAAUUUUGACUUUUCAAACGCAACAACUAUGAUAUAGGGAGGCUCUGUUUAAGUAAAAUCAUUUUAAUUUCAAUUUAAAGUUAUAUUUGAUUUUUUGGAUCUAAACUAAAAUGAUGAACAAUCUCAGACCACCUGUACUUCGCACACAUCCUAAAAUGAGUCUCCCGACAGAAAGUCCGAGUACAAUGAAAUUACGAGAGUCAGUCUUCAAAGAAAAUUAGAAAAAUAAAAAAUUCACGACGAUGGUAGUAGAAAUGUGCGUACUUCAUCGGAUGCAAGUCGUAAGUUCACCGUCAGAUAAUUAGACAAAGCGACAUGUAGCAAAGUUAUUUGA